Thyridium curvatum is the source of this 4554-nucleotide messenger RNA. RefSeq lists its product as uncharacterized. The transcript is spliced from 2 exons. Bases 1 to 4554 code for a protein of 1517 amino acids. Gene Ontology annotation, molecular function: guanyl-nucleotide exchange factor activity. Lineage: Eukaryota; Fungi; Ascomycota; Sordariomycetes; Thyridiales; Thyridiaceae. The record is from RefSeq and is a predicted model, not a curated record.
AUGGUCCGUGUCACCGAGGAGCUGGCACUCUCGCCAGAGCAGAACACCCUCUACUACGCCAAUGAUCCUCUCCUAGGACAUCUGCCCGUCUUGGUCUUCCACGGCCCGUCGACGACAGCAAACUACACUCUCAACAGCUCGCGGGUGCAGAUCCACGUGUACAGCCCGGCCGGCUUUGCUUCUUUCCCCCGAAUCACCACCUCACCAACGUCUCCGUUCUACAGUGUUGUCGGUCAUCUGCCACGAGAAUUCCAAGGCGACGAGAUAUGCCGAGGGUUGGCCUUUGGCUUGUUCAAAUACUUCACAGAGCUACCUGAGGCCGUCAAGAACCAUGUGAGGAAUCAGUAUCCCACGACUCGUGGGCGGCGGCCUGGCUCCGCGCCGGCGCUCUUUGGCGAACAACAUGCGGCGGACCUCGCGAAAUCGAUGACAAAGUCUGAUCUCACGGUCCAGACCGUCCAGGUGCUGCAGGCAGCACUCCAAACGCAGCACAUCAGCAAUGUUGACAUCGACUUGGUUCUGCCUCCGGGUGCUAUCAUCCCCUUGCAGCCGGAGGAUCUUGAAGAGGUCCCCGAGGAUGAGGAUGACAUUCUUGACCCGACCUUGCGCCAGUACGGCAUGUACACGCCCCUGGUCAAGCUCUUUGGGGAGCCGAUAUUCCUUCCGACGUCAAAGCUCCGCAGAGCGCCCUCGCGGCCUACUUCGAUCAACCGGAGCAAAUCCUUCACCCGAGACCAGAAAGUGGAGCUCCGGAUGAAGAUGGGAGAGUUGGUGGACACCGAAGAGCGUUAUGUACUCAAGCUCAACGAGCUCGUGAAGCACAUCGCGGACGACUUCCGUCAAAAGGCCAAGAGCCGCUCGGCAGGAAGCAUAAGCCCUACCGAGGAUGAAAUCGAACGGCUGUUUCCGCAGUCUGCUGAUCGAAUCCUCCAGAUCAACUCGGCAUUCGUCCGGGAGCUGCGCAAGGUCAUGGACGAGACCGAGCAAGACGCGGUCAAGGAUUGGGACAGCUCAGUCCCGUCAUCACGCCUGGGAGGUUCUGCCAAAGUCAAGGACCCUAGUGGGGCCCUUGCCAUGGCCAGAGUCUUCCUCGACUGGUUUCCCAGAUUCACUGAUUGCUACCAAGACUACAUCCGAGCGAGUCAGAACUUCCCACAGCUGCUGAACCAGUUCCUGGACAAGCAGUCAAGCUUCCGAGCGCGCGUGGUACAGACAGGCGAGCAAGCUCUCCGUUCCAUCCUGAUUGAGCCUGUUCAGCGUCUUCCUCGAUACAGUCUAUUCAUCGACCAGAUCGUCGGGUGUCUGCCUAUUACCCACCCCGCCCUCCAGCUUAUGCUCAAGGCCCGCGAUAUCAUCACCAACAUUUGCUCCAUGGAUGAGCCUCUGCAAGAUAAGCCACAUGUCGCAAGCCGCCUGCGCAAUAUGAUUGAAUGCUGGCCAGUCGAUCUUGAGCCGCGAGGAAGGCUGGUCUUUGCUGUUGAUUACGUCGAGCUUGCAGCACUCUAUGAUUCCUCGCCGCACAACCUCGAUAUGCAGGACAGGGCAGGGAUGUUCCUGGUCUUCAGCGACUGUAUCAUCAUGGUCAAGAAGAAGGGAGGUACCACGCUGACAAGCCGGGACCUGCUUCGAGAAGUAGACAAGCCUUCGCCGGCUGGAUUGCUCGCUUCAAUGACCAACGCAGCAGGCGGGCAAGGUACUUACGAAUUUGCCUUCACAGGAUGGCACGAUCUCGCUGAUGUCCGUUUCACCGAAUCUGUUAAUGGCAGACUUGUUUGGAUGACAUCUACCAAAGAAUUGCGAGGCUCGCAUGCAAGCGAGUAUGCCACGAGCAAGGCGGUGACCUCUAGAUGUUUUGUACUUCAAGAGUCAUUCGAUUCGAAGGCUUCCAAGUACACAGAAGAAAUCGUCAAGGCUCGCAUCGAAGGCCGGUUUUCAGAAACCGAGCGAGAGGACCCGACCUGGACUCUCCGAUCGGUGAGGAUGCCUGAUAACAACUUUGGUCUCCACGCCGCCAUCUUCCAAGAAGCCGCGGAGCAGCUCGUCGAAGGGCGUAAGGAGCCCGCUGCUAUUCGCGUGGUCUUGGACAACGAGAAGGGGACCAAGGGCGCGCCCGUUGGGCAUUAUGGUGUCGAGAUCGUCGUCGAGGUGCGGACUCGGGAUAUGAAGCGACUCACUAUGAACACACUGGGUCUGAAUGGGAAGAAAUAUACCGAUGACGUAGCACUGGAGGACUUCCUGCCGACACUGUCUCGACGUGUCGUCCAACUCCUCAGCCAUCAGUGUAACUGCUCAAAUUACCAGCUGGCCCCGGCUUUGGUGUCUUAUUAUACGAAGGUACUUCGGGGACUGAGCUUCACUGCGACUAGGCCAGAGCGAGCCAGAUCAUUCCUGUCCACCUCGCCUGUGAAGCUUCUGUCCAGUUUCCUUGGUGGCACUUCAACGCCAAUCGAGAGCACCAGCCCACAGAGGCAGAAGGCAUCGGUCGCAAACGCCCCACCGCUGCCACCGAAGCCGCCGUCACGUUCAAGCAGCCGGCAGGAUGUUGUCUCACUGAAUGGCUCGGUCCGGGAUCGAAACCAAGGUCAAGUGGGGGGGGAUGACGAGAGACCCGAGAAUCCGCUUGUUCGACUCGAGCAAACAUUCACAGGAUAUGUGGCAGCGCUGCAGUCGCGCAAAGGGCAAUUUGUCGGUAGAAUCCUGAUGAACCGGUCGGUGGUCGAUGAAUUGUCAGUCAAUGAUCUCUACAACAAGUUGAUCGAGAGUCCUUUUGAUUGGGAGACUUCGGCUGAGCUGGGUGCCGAGGUCAUAUUCGCAGCCUUUGAGAAGUUUGCGCGCAUUGCUUGGAGGGAGCAGAUGGGUCCCAUCAUGACCAUACAGGCACUGGAUGCGCUCCAGGAAAGGUCCUCGCGGCGGGUUCCUGGCGACUUUGCCGACUUUGUCAACUAUCUCUUCGGGGAUAUGGCACCUCAGAACCGGCGGGCCUUCACGGCGCUGAUCAAGCUACUUGCUGAUCUCCUGGACGGCUGUGGUAACGACGGUGAUCGAGGCGCCCUGACCAUCGCAUUUGCCGAAUUGCUCGUGGUGGACGGGAAUGCCCACGACUACAUCAACUUGCUAGAUCGUCUAGUCGAGGACUGCGAUCGCAUUUUUGACGACGUCGGAGGAUUUGGUGCUAGCUUCACCCUGCGUGGCUCAGCGUACGAGUCUCUCAACUCGACCACGCGCAGUCACAAGUCCAAUACGGGAUCGAUAACAUCGAACACGUCUUCUCUAAGGCGGAAGCUCGGCUUUGAUACCCUUUUGCGGCAGAACACCAAGACUGACCCGGAACGGCCUUCAAUGUGGCGUACUCUGAGCAAACACCACCGGCACCCUGCAACGGGUGAGAGCAGUAGUCUCUCGAAGGCGUCUGUCAAUAGGUCGAGGUCCAUUGACAUGGGAGUGCAGCCACAAAGCCCCAGCAGGCUCAGACGACCAGGUUCUCGAGAUCGCCCACCUAUCGCUGGUGCAUUUGAAGACAGCCGUCCGCCGAGCUCACACCGGCCGAACAGUUCUCACCGUCUCGAGACCAUUGGGGAGCCCGAGGUUGAACCGCCACCUGAGAAGUCGCUGAAAAAGAAACGGCGCUCUUCGCUGUCGGACCUUAAGUCGCUCAUGGCUGCGGUGAGCAUCGAUGACGGAGAGGAGACACCAAUGCCUCUCCGCAUUACCAAGGGAACAUCCGAGAAGUUCAAUUCCAGCCCCCGCAUUCCAGUGCCAGUGUCCAAAAUUCCUAUCAGCCCCCAACAACAGAGCAUUCGGUCUCCUCGGCAGAACGAAAAUGCCACCUCAGCGACAUCACCGCAGAAGACGCUCGCCUCUCCGCCCACGUUUGAGAAGCCGCGACACGGUAAGACGCUGUCUACUUCCCAAAUCCCGACACUACGGAUCGCGCGCAACCCGACGUCCCAAAGCGGCCCAGACUCUCCGAUACGGCCUUCCACAAGCCCGACAAAGUCGACCAAUCCAAAGCUUCGUCUCCAAUCACCGCAGAAGCUGAGGGAGCGGCUUCAAACCGAGAAGAAGGCUGUCGAAGACGUUGACGCGACCCUCAAGUCGGAACUCUCCCGUAUUGCGGAGGACAUGGCCAAGGUCAACGGCGCGAUGCCGCGGUCCGGAACUACGGAGAUCACCAAGUUGACGGCCAGCGUCAAGGCGCUCGAGGACCGGAUCCCGCAGAUGAUGGCCGAGCUCACGGAGCGGCACGCGGCGAUCCAGCGGGACCUCGAGAGCACGCUCAAGGCCAACGAGGCCAAGGUCAAGGCCAUCGACCAGCUGUUCAAGGAGUCGACGGCGGAGAACGAGCUGCUGUACGAGAAGUUCAACUCGGAGCUGGGCAAGAUCGUCAAGGCGCUCAAGGGCAAGGGCAGGGAUGACAAGGAGGAGCUGGUCAGCAAGCUCAGGGAGCAGUCUGAGGAGACGGCCAAGGCGAAGAAGGAGAACGCCCGGCUGAGGAGGGAGAUGGUUAGUCUGCGGACGAUCUUGAAAGGUGGUGGCGAGUCGGCGGCUUCUUGA